AUGCCCAGCAUCUUCGCCUACCAGAGCUCGGAGGUGGACUGGUGUGAGAGCAACUUCCAGCACUUGGAGCUGGUGGCCGAGUUCUACAACACAUUCAGCAAUGUCACCUUCUUCAUCUUUGGGCCUCUCAUGAUGUUUCUGACGCACCCAUAUGUCCAGAAACGUUCCCGCUACAUUUAUGUCAUCUUCAUCCUCUUCACAGUCGUAGGUCUGUUCUCUAUGUACCUUCACAUGACACUCAGCUUCCUGGGCCAGAUGCUGGAUGAGAUCGCUAUUCUGUGGCUGCUGGCCAGUGGCUACAGCAUAUGGAUGCCCCGCUGCUACUUUCCUGCCUUCCUAGGGGAGAACAGGCCCCAGUACAUCUGCCUGGUCAUCACCGCCACCGUGGUCAGUACCUUCCUGUCCUUCCUGAGGCCCACGAUCAACGCGUACGCCCUCAACAGCAUUGCCCUGCACAUCGUCUACAUCGUGGCCCAGGAAUAUAAAAAGACCAGUAAUAAGGAGCUUCGGCAUCUAAUUGAGGUCACCAUGGUUUUAUGGGCUUUUGCGUUUACUAGCUGGAUCAGUGACCGCUUGCUUUGCAGUUUCUGGCAGUGGAUUAAUUUCUCCUACCUGCACAGCAUCUGGCAUGUACUCAUCAGCAUCACCUUCCCCUACGGCAUUGUCACCAUGGCCAUGGUGGAUGCCACAUAUGAGAUGCCGGACAAAACUCUCAAAGUCUGCUACUGGCCUCGGGACACUUGGCCCAUGGGGCUGCCCUACGUGGAGAUCAGUGAUGACAACAAGAGCUGCUGA
Molecule: messenger RNA, 795 nt
Organism: Eubalaena glacialis (North Atlantic right whale)
Lineage: Eukaryota; Metazoa; Chordata; Mammalia; Artiodactyla; Balaenidae
Gene: ACER1
Product: alkaline ceramidase 1
Exons: 6
Coding region: 1-795 (264 amino acids)
Biological process (GO): ceramide metabolic process
Cellular component (GO): membrane
Molecular function (GO): hydrolase activity, acting on carbon-nitrogen (but not peptide) bonds, in linear amides
Source: RefSeq, a predicted model, not a curated record